This is a messenger RNA of Daphnia pulicaria, 1023 nucleotides long. RefSeq names its product protein maternal effect lethal 26-like. Gene Ontology annotation, molecular function: ubiquitin protein ligase binding. The coding region runs from base 1 to 1023 and encodes 340 amino acids. The record is from RefSeq and is a predicted model, not a curated record. The transcript has a single exon. NCBI's taxonomy places the organism in Eukaryota, Metazoa, Arthropoda, Branchiopoda, Diplostraca, Daphniidae. Gene Ontology annotation, biological process: regulation of proteolysis; proteasome-mediated ubiquitin-dependent protein catabolic process. Gene Ontology annotation, cellular component: nucleus; cytoplasm.
AUGCCAGUAACGGUUGGAGAAGCGGCCAGCGGUCUGACGAGUAUCGUUUGGAAGACAAAAGUCAAACACGUUUCGCAGUAUCACACAAACGAGAAAGUCCAACUGAAUCGUUUCCACCCAUGCGCCGCUUACACUGUGACGUGCCAUUUGUACAGCCAGACUGUCAAUCCCAAGAAAAACAUGUACGAAAUUGAGCUGUAUUUAGUAUGGCACAGACAAUCGACGACGUUGAGCGGAGGAGAAGUAAGCGUCAAGCCGGAAAAUCAUCACCGUCCAUUCGCCAUUUGGGGCAGCGUCGACGGAAGCGACAAGUUUAAACUGAAGGAGUUGAGAGGAGCAGGGAAGAAAGAAUGGAUGUCUGGAUUAAUCCCUUUCAAAUUCUCUCGUUCUAGCAAAGAGAAGUCGUUGCCGUUGACGUGCAAGUUCUGGGUCGAGUUCGAGACAUUCAGCCGGAGCCAGAAGAAUGCCCUGAAACACGUCAAGGAUUUGUACGUCCAGCAGAGCAAUUGCGAUGUCCAGUUUCGUUUCAAAGGACGGGAGCAGCUGGGCGCCCAUUCUGUCAUCCUGGCGGCCAGGAGUCCGGUUUUCGCGGCCAUGUUUCAGCACAACAUGAAAGAGGCAAUCACGGGCGAAGUUGACAUUGAAGACAUCCAGCCCGACAUUUUUGACCAACUGCUCCACUACAUCUACUCCGGACGGAUGUCGAAACCCAUGACGGAAGCUUCUGCCCAUCUUCUCUACGCGGCGGCUGACAAAUAUGACAUUGCUGAUUUGAAGAAAGAUUGCGUCAAAUUCCUGUUGUCUUGUGUUCGAGUGGACAACGUCCUCAAUUUGAUGAUCUGGUCGCACAAUUUUUCAAUCACAAAAGCCAAGGAAGCGACUGUCGCCUUCGCAGCCAGACACGGCAAGGAAAUUUGCAAACUGGAAAGUUGGGAGAGGCUGACGAAAAACUACCCGGAGCUGAGUGUGUUGGCCACUCGCCGCAUGAUGGAAAACAUGUUCACCUUAAUUGUUAAAAAUUAA